This is a messenger RNA of Setaria italica (foxtail millet), 1203 nucleotides long. RefSeq lists its product as uncharacterized. The record is from RefSeq and is a predicted model, not a curated record. The transcript has a single exon. Lineage: Eukaryota; Viridiplantae; Streptophyta; Magnoliopsida; Poales; Poaceae. Bases 1 to 1203 code for a protein of 400 amino acids.
AUGGUUCUCUUGAUUGGUACAAGGCAUGGUGGGUUCUUCGCGGUUCUUCGCAGUUUCACCCAGUGGCCCAGUGUGGACUUUGACGAGACAUUCAGUCCGGUCAUGAAGCCCGCCACUGUCCGGACUGUGCUGUCCUUGGCGCUCUCUUGUCGCUGGCUGAUCCAUCAGCUUGACGUUAAGAAUGUGUUUCUACAUGGAACUCUUUCAGAGACCAUCUACUAUGCACAGCCUAUUGGUUUUGAGGACUCUGCCCACCCGGACUUCGUCUGCCAUCUCAGCAAGUCCCUCUAUGGUCUGAAACAGGCACCCUGCACUUGGUAUAGUCGCUUUGCUGCCUAUAUUCAGUUUGUCGAUUUUGUGGAGGCCAAGUCAGAUACUUCUCUAUUCGUCUAUCACUGGGGCACUGAGACAGCUUAUCUCCUACUCUAUGUUGAUGACAUUGUGCUCACGGCCUCAUCACCUGUCCUGCUUCGUCAGAUUAUUCAGGCCUUGCAACAGGAGUUUUCUAUGAAGGAUCUCGGGCUUCUUCAUCACUUCCUGUGUAUGCGUGUUCAGCUAGUUGAUGGUGGUGGAUUUCUCCUAUCCCAGUGUCAGUACAUGGUUGACAUCUUGGAUCGUGCCGGCAUGGUUGAGUGCAAGCCCUGCUCCACUCCCGUCGACACUAAUCCUAAGGUUUCAACAUCCUCCGGUGCUCCGGUCACGAAUGCUUCGGAUUUUCGCAGUCUUGCUGGAGCCUUGCAGUAUCUAACUUUCACCAGACCUAAUAUUGCCUACUCUGUCCAACAAGUAUGUCUCCAUAUGCAUGAUCCUAGGGAGCCGCACCUUGCUUCCUUGAAGUGUAUCCUUCGCUACAUCUGCGGCACCCUUCAUCUUGGCCUGCUGUUGAGACCGUGUUCUGCUCAGGAUUCUCUGGUUGUCUACUCCGAUGUCGAUUGGGCAGGAUGUCCAGACACACGCAAGUCCACCUCCAGGUAUGAUGUCUUCCUUGGCGACAACAUCGUCUUCUGGUCCUCCAAGCGUCAACCAACUGUCUCCAGGUCCAUUGCAAAAGCGAAGUAUCGCACCGUGACCAACACCAUUGUCGAAGCCACCAGGCUGCGUCAGCUACUCCUGGAGCUCCAUGCCCCUCUUCGCCGCGCCUCAUUUGUUUAUUGUGACAACAUAAGCGCGGUCUACAUGUCCUCCAACCCGGUUCAGCAUUAA